This is a messenger RNA of Suillus plorans, 760 nucleotides long. RefSeq lists its product as uncharacterized. The transcript is spliced from 4 exons. The coding region runs from base 1 to 615 and encodes 204 amino acids. NCBI's taxonomy places the organism in Eukaryota, Fungi, Basidiomycota, Agaricomycetes, Boletales, Suillaceae. The record is from RefSeq and is a predicted model, not a curated record.
AUGGCCAAGAUUUUACUCCUCGUCUCGCUCUUUCUGACAUUUGCGUUCUCGGUUGUGGGGUUGUCGGUUGUGAUCAAUGCUCUAGUGAAGUCCAACCAAGAAGACUCGUACAUUAGGAGCGUGGCCCCUAAUGGCACCAUCGUGGAUAUUAACUAUCAUGACAUCUACUCGGUUUGCGCUGUCAUGGCGGCAGCCUGCGCACUUUUGACAGUCCUCUCCCUCGUCUCAGCUUUCUCCCAAAUUUCAUCAAUCGGGAGAAAACAGCGCCUUGUGCGCCUCCAAGUUUUUCUCAUAUUGUUUGGCGCCCUGUGGCUUUUGGCUACUGUCAUCGCGUGUGAUGUUCUCUUCGCCACUCGAUCAACCAAAAUCACAGCAACUCUGAAUGGUGUUGCACUAUCUCAAAGUGUCAUUCAGCAGUUCGAGCAAAGUAUCGGUGUCUCACCUGAAUAUAGUAAGCAGAGCUACCUGCGACUAUGUGCGAUCCUUCCAUGGUUCGCAGUUCUUUUCGCAACACUCAGCGGACUGUUACUCCACAAGGCUGCUAGGAACAUCGAUGGCUAUAGGAACGCGGAGGCAACGGAGUCGGAGAAGAUUGCACGAGCCUCUAAUGAGUAAUAGGCUUGAAACAUGGGAUGAUCAUUCGUAUAAAAUUUGGAAUCCACUGCAUAUCUUGUGUUGAAUUAUAGUUACUGUAGUAUAUAUACCAGCUGGUGCUUAAUGACGGCACGCGAAUACGACUUAUGAAUCUACUGCUGAUCCA